Messenger RNA from Penicillium pulvis, 210 nucleotides. Its product is annotated as translation machinery-associated protein 7. The transcript has 3 exons. The record is from RefSeq and is a predicted model, not a curated record. The coding region runs from base 1 to 210 and encodes 69 amino acids. NCBI's taxonomy places the organism in Eukaryota, Fungi, Ascomycota, Eurotiomycetes, Eurotiales, Aspergillaceae.
AUGGGUGGCGCUAGCAGAGAAGGUGGCAAGGUCAAGCCCCUCAAGGCCGCAAAGAAGGAGAAGAAGGAGCUUGAUGAGGAUGAGCUCGCUUUCCGUGAGAAGCAAAAGGCUGAUGCCAAGGCCAAGAAGGAGAUGGCCGACUCCGCCAAGGGCAAGAAGGGACCUCUGAACACCGGCCAGCAGGGUAUCAAGAAGUCGGGCAAGAAAUAA